Columba livia (rock pigeon) is the source of this 4905-nucleotide messenger RNA. It is a transcript of the gene PAQR8, whose product is annotated as progestin and adipoQ receptor family member 8. The record is from RefSeq and is a predicted model, not a curated record. The transcript is spliced from 3 exons. NCBI's taxonomy places the organism in Eukaryota, Metazoa, Chordata, Aves, Columbiformes, Columbidae. Gene Ontology annotation, molecular function: steroid binding; nuclear steroid receptor activity. Gene Ontology annotation, cellular component: plasma membrane. Gene Ontology annotation, biological process: response to steroid hormone. The coding region runs from base 16 to 1350 and encodes 444 amino acids.
CGGGGCGGGCCGCGCAUGCGCGGGACAGCGGCCGCGGCGCUGCCGGAGGCGGCCGCGGGAGGCAGCGGCGUCGGCGGGGACGGCGCGGGGGUGGAAGGAGGAGCGCUGCAGAUUUGGGACUGUGCACUUCUGCCUGUUUCCCUCUGCCCCGUCCCUGCAGCAGCCCCAGGCACGACACCCCUGUGCAAGCUGUGUGCCAGGGAAGCCAGGUGUAUUGCAACCUCCACGAUUUGGUUGGGACCCUCUUCACUUGGGUGCAGAAAGGGCACAAAGACGACACACACGGCGAAGAUGACGGCCAUCCUGGCGCGGCUCAGCACGCUGUCCCUCAGCGGGCAGCAUCUCAGCCGCCUCCCCAGGCUGCUGGAGGACGGUCUGCCCCAGAUGCCCUGCACGGUCAAGGAGUGCGAGGUGCCGCAGCUCUUCCGCGAGCCGUACAUCCACAGCGGGUACCGGCCCACCGGCCAGGACUGGCGCUACUACUUCCUCAGCCUCUUCCAGAAGCACAACGAGGUGGUCAACGUGUGGACUCACCUCCUGGCAGCGCUGGCGGUGCUGCUGAGGUUCAAGACCUUUGCGGAGGCCGAGCAGGUACCCGUGGACGCAUGGUCCUUGCCUUUGCUCGUCUUUGUCCUCUCCUCCGUCACCUACCUGACCUGCAGCCUCUUGGCCCACCUCCUGCAGUCCAAAUCGGAGCUGUACCACUACACCUUCUACUUUGUGGACUACGUUGGAGUCAGCAUCUACCAGUACGGCAGUGCCUUGGCCCAUUUCUACUACAGCUCCGACCAAGCCUGGUAUGACAAAUUCUGGCUUUUCUUCCUGCCGGCGGCUGCUUUCUGUGGCUGGUUGUCCUGUGCCGGCUGCUGCUACGCGAAAUAUCGGUACCGCCGGCCUUACCCCGUCAUGAGGAAGAUGUGCCAGGUGAUCCCAGCAGGGCUGGCGUUCAUCUUGGAUAUCAGUCCCGUUGCCCAUCGGGUGGUUCUGUGUCACCUGGGAGGCUGUGAGGAAGAUGCCGCUUGGUACCAUACGUACCAGAUACUGUUUUUCCUCAUCAGCGCUUAUUUCUUCUCCUGCCCUGUCCCUGAGAAGUACUUCCCUGGCUCCUGUGAUAUCAUUGGCCAUGGCCACCAGAUCUUCCACGCCUUCCUGGCCAUCUGCACCCUGUCACAGCUGGAAGCCAUUCUAUUGGAUUACAAGAACAGGCAGGAGAUUUUCCUGAAAAGACACGGGCCUUUCUCCAUUUAUCUCUCUUGCGUCUCUUUUUUUGGCCUGGUGGCUUGUAGUGCCAUCACAGCUUACAUCCUGCGGUGCAGGAUCAAGGCCAGCCUGGCUAAAAAAGACUCCUGAGAGUCACAAAUGUGACAUCACCAGGGUGGUGAAAAAUCAAGAAAAGGGGCAUAACAUAUUAGAGACAUAACUGGCUUCUUUGCCUAACCCGCUGUGACUAACAUGGACCCGGGACUUGGGUGGAGGGCUGGAGAUUUCAUGCUGGAUGCAUUUUCACAGCAGGAACUUGCCUUUUGCCAUCCAGGGGAAAUGGGGUGUUUUAAGCCAGAACUAAUCAUUGAACCAAGGAUGCCGGAAUAGGCAGAGGUUUCUUGUUCAAGCUGUGGGGUGUAUCUUGCUGAAUGUCAGGGGAGGCAACCGGAAGGUUGUGAGCAUGUAGAAGGGGCUCACAAGGCAGUGGAGAACAUACCUUGAGGACCACAGCUGCAUGUGAUGACCUCUUUGGGUUUUGCCAUCUCUGCUGUCUGUGGGAGAUCUGUUUUAUGAAAGGUAGUGGCAAGGUUUCAGGAGGAGUCUACAUUUCUAGGGUUCCGGUGCAAGGGUGUGCGGGGCACAGUGGUUGGUAGGAUCCUUUUCCAGUUGGGUUAAGCCAGGUUCUCUCUAGGGUCCCUUUGUCUAGUAUCUCAACGCCAGGUUGCUGAGGUGGCUUUGGCAAAGCAUGUUUGGAGACUUAGGCCUGGCCUGGGGUCCUGUAGGACAAACUGGAUCUGAACGUGAGCCCUGUGUCUGCUGGUGGAGAUGUUAGCUCAGCUCUAUCUUCUCUUUCUGUCUGACCGCAUCAGCUACAGUGGAGCUGCUCACCAAAACGACGCAGCCGGACUGUCCCAAGGGUUACCAACAGGACAUGGGUCUUUCUCAGCAGCUGGAAUUUCACCUAAGGUCGUGGUAGUGUUGACAGCCAUUUGGUAGCCUAUACGACAGGUCUUCAAGGCUCCUCACUUCCAUUUGAAGCGCUUGGUUGCCUUUGAGGAGCUGGGCCUGGGUCAGGCUGGAGAUGGCUUUGAGUCUUCCCCAAUGGCAGAGGUUGAGCACCCCUGAGGCCACCCAUGUUCAGGGUGCUGGUCCCAGGAGGGGUGAUGCUUUCAGUGCAUCAUUUUGGCUGCUUCUGUGACAGGUUCAUGCAUUCCUGCAUUGACUGCAUCAUCUAAGGACUCGGACUGAGCUCCAGCACUGUCCAUUCAGUGUAGAGUAACCUGGCUGUGACCUGUCUGGUACGUGAAAGGCUCUGGGCCUCCAACAACCGUACUGCAGUCAUGGGCAAGUGAAGUAGUCUUUAUUCCCCUCUUAAUGGUGCUUUUCAGAACACCAAGCAGUCCUUGGUGGGCCCCAUAGGAAGGCUGACCUUGAAGCUGCAGACUUGCUUUUCUCUGACCAGCGGGUCUGUGAAUCUGGCACGUUUUAUCAGCACUAGACGAAGGUUUAACAGCAAAAGGCAGGAGCAGAGUGACAGCAUCAGGGUCCUGUGCAACCUUGGGAUGGGUUUCUCCUUGAGACUUGGAGAUUCCUGUGCCGAGUGGCAAAGAUAGUGGUCAGGGACGCUCCAUGUCCGUGGGUCAGUCCUGUCCAUGGUGUAGAAAGGACUGAUUUACUGUUUCCCUCACCAGACGAGUCUCUUCUGUGCCUGCUUGGGAGGAACUUCAGUUGCACUGAAGUUGGUAGCACUUGCAGGACAGGAUGCUCAGAGCCAGUGCAGAAAUAUGGUCCUAGUCAGCUCACGCACCUUCUGUUUGACCCACUGCUUAGUAAAGCCUGGCACAGCUCCUCCCAGCUGUACAUUGUGCAAGACCUGCAGCCUCAAACACUUCCACAUCGGGCAGAUUCCUAGAAGGUAUAAAUCUUUGCUGAAAGCAAAGCAGCCAUGGGAUCUCUGCCAGCCACAGAUUGGUCUCGUUGAACCCAAGGGCAGGCAAAUGAAUUGUGAUUGCUGGUUCUGAGCAGGCAGAGUUGAGGGUUGGGGUAUGAUUUGUCGUGACAAGCACUGAUUUCUGCACUUGAUCUGUUUUUUUUAACUAUUGAUAUGUGUGUGUUUGUGUACGUGUGUGUGUGCAUGAUUUAUUAUCCAGAAAGGCUUUGCCUUUGGCUUUUAUAUGUGCAGAGCAUCCUAGUUGGGUCAAGAUUAGCCUGAAGGAAACAGUGCUAUGGUACUGGAGGAGCAAGGUGGGCCAGACAACAAGUGUCUCUGAAACGGAUCUGUUAGUCAGUGCUUUGCUGUGUUUCGUGUACUAAUUUGAAACUCAUGGCCCUAUCAACAAAUUAAAUACAGAGGGAGAAGGAAGGAAGUUUUGAGUACAAGAGAAGAAAUCAUAGGGGAGCCUUCAGGUCGUAUAGUCCACGCUUUCUCAUCACUCUUGGCCUCCUGGUUUACAUCCAGGCUAGCUGAGAAGUUAAUUACUUCAUUUCCUACGGUGUAAUUUGAUGGUACAGCCAUGCUGAUCUAACAGUAAAUGUGCCUCGGGGGAGCGGCAAGCAGAGAUGGUCCCACUUACACCUCAUCAUUCCCCUUCCCUUGCACAGAAGCUCAUCUGACCGCAGAGCGAGCCGAUGCCAGGAGAUGGACCGGCAGAAAACCAAUCCUGCUGAAAAAACGUCAUUUUUGCUGGUUUUAACUUGGAGAAUUCUGCUGCCUCCAGGCAGCUUGCACAGCAGCUGGUUGCUCAGUUAGCUCUGCUGCACCGAUGGGCUGCUCCCUCCGUGGUCUCUGUGGCUUUGCUGGUGCGUUUCCUCCCAGCUUGAGGAAAGAGUUCCAGUGGCAGCAGUGAUUUUUUUCUCAUAGCCUGAUUUGCCUUUUGUGGUAGAUAAAGCAGAAUAAGCCACUGAGUGUGAAUCUCGCUGGAUGGCAUCAGUGGGGUCCUGUGCAGGGAGUAAACUGGGCUGGUCCAGAGCUCCUUUCUGGGUGAAAACUGGGAAGGAAUGGGCAUCAUUGCUGACAGCAAACCCUGCUCUGCUGCCACCUGGAGUCAUACUGGUACUAAAGGAAGGGGUCACCCAGGUGUUUCCCUGUCUAAGGGUUUGAAAAUAGAUGAUGUGUCCUGCCCUUGUCGAAGGAGGAUGGGUACAGUAACACCCUCUGGUUCAGGGACAGGGAGAGGAGGUGCCCCCAUGGCUCUUCUGAGGUAUUUCUGGUCAUAUUUCUUCUCCUCCUUGGUCCAGCAGAAGUGAAACUUCUCCUUCUGAAGCCAUCAUGUGACAGUGGUGGUGUUUUCCAUAUUCUCGUGUGACCCCUUGGGUGAAGCUGCUCACGUCUCCGUGUGGCCCUGCUCUCAGGCCUGGAGCUGACCUCCUGUUACCAUGAUGGGCUGAUGGAGCAGGGGAUCACCACACACAUCGCUGCUGCUGUGAGGAUGCACCCUUGUGUCACAAGGCACUCCGCAACACUGGAGCUUCCUUCAUCCUGGUCUCCAUCCUCCUCCUCUUCCUCCAACUGGCUUCUUUCUUUCCCUCAUCCCCAGAUUUCGUGCUUGUGCCUUAUGCACCUGGCUGCCUACAUGGGAAGACCCCACAUGCCGUGGAGUCUGCUGCAUCUCAACCGGGCACUUCUCAAAGUCCUGCCGUUCACACAGGGGAGACCAGGGCUGGGUCCAGAGAGAGUAAAAGUGCCGCUGUGAUAAAUGCUGA